This is a messenger RNA of Gongylonema pulchrum, 633 nucleotides long. Lineage: Eukaryota; Metazoa; Nematoda; Chromadorea; Rhabditida; Gongylonematidae. The record is from the annotation of a GenBank genome assembly.
AUGGAUGCUGCAGAGCGUGGCCGCCUGCUUUAUAAAUUGGCUGAUUUAAUGGAACGUGACAGAGUCUAUCUUGCUAGCCUGGAAACGUUGGAUAACGGAAAACCGUACAGCAUAGCGUACAAUGCAGAUCUGGGCCUAUCAAUCGCUUGUAUACGGUACUAUGCUGGUUGGGCUGAUAAAAAUCAUGGAAAAACAAUCCCGAUUGGCGGAAAUUUCUUCUGCUACACCCGACAUGAACCAGUUGGUGUUGUGGGACAAAUCAUCCCUUGGAAUUUUCCGUUACUGAUGCAAGCAUGGAAGCUGGGGCCUGCACUUGCAAUGGGCAAUACUGUCGUGAUGAAACCUGCUGAACAGACACCACUCACAGCGCUCCAUGUUGCUUCACUCAUUGCUGAGGCUGGCUUUCCGCCAGGUGUUGUGAAUAUAGUUCCCGGAUUUGGCCCAACGGCUGGACAUGCUGUUUCCGUUCAUCCGGGCAUCGAUAAGGUGGCGUUUACUGGUUCGACGGAAAUUGGCCGACGCAUUAUGAUGUCAGCUGCGGAAAGUAAUUUGAAAAGGUUCAUAUUUUUAAGAGAAGUGGGAUGUGACACUGAAGUAAUGAUCAAAAGAGAGCAGAAAAAAGGGAUUUGCUAA